UCCAACAUAUUAUGAAAAUAAUAGUUUAUUGCGAAGAUUUAAUAUGAAGAAGCUGUAUAUACUGCAUGUCCUUUUACUUAUAUACACUGGAUUUAGUCUCUCGACGACAAUAUAUUCUAUGGCAUCUUCCAAGUGGCUAGUGGCAAAGAACAACGUUGCCCAUCAGGGAUUGUUUCAUAAAUGCGGAAUUGGGAAUGAGAUCAACUGCACAUUGAACAAUGGAACGAAUUGCGUGGCUUGCAUUGACUCUCAAGAUACAAACGUUACGUGUGUUACUCAUGAAAAAGGAGUCGAUGAAAAAGUUGCGAUCGCAUUUUUAACGCUGACAAUGUUAUUAAGAUUGUGUUCGUUUACUGGACUUAUUCUCGAAGUCUGCAAAAUUUUUGAAAGAGGAAUUUUCAUUUUAGUAUUACUCGAAACUGUUUGUGUGGUAUUUGAUAUUAUCACAGCUGGUGUGUAUUCUGGCUUCAACUCAUCUCCUGGAAUUGAUUCAGAUGCAGACAUUGGAAAAUUAUGUGCUAACUUAGGAGCGCCAGUUUUUCUAAGUUGGGCUAGGCUUGUCGGACUAUUAAUACCUAUCGCCAAGUUGAUUCAUGUAAUUCAUAAAAAAAGCAUUCGUAGUAAAUAAUUAUUAAUUAG
Styela clava is the source of this 639-nucleotide messenger RNA. RefSeq lists its product as uncharacterized. The record is from RefSeq and is a predicted model, not a curated record. Lineage: Eukaryota; Metazoa; Chordata; Ascidiacea; Stolidobranchia; Styelidae.